AACAAGAUUUUCUGCGAAAAACCCGAAAAGGAAGAGGAACCCUCAAUCCUUUCCAAGAAGUAUUCUCGAAUUUCAGCCUUCAAUAUCACUGAAUUAAAGAGUCAAAUUCGUCAAACCAAAGCGCCCGGAGCUUUUGGAAUUCUCUUCCUCUGCAUAUGCAUUCUUGGUCUACUAGCUGGAGUGGUCUACUUCUUCCUUGAAUCAAUCGGAUUCAUGUUGGUUGAUGUAGCAAAAGCUACUCGUUCUGAGCGACUGAAUGCAUUGAAAAGAGCUAACCGAAUGUGCAAGAAGGAAAUUGCCCACCUCAGAAAGAUUUACCCCGAUAUUGAUUUUGACAAAAUAAUUAUAGAAGAGGUAUACAAAGCUGAAAUCCAAGAACUACGAGAAAUGAAUCCCGAACUCGAUUGGGACAAUGUUAUUGCUGAUUCGCGAAUCUGCUGGUUACAGAAGUGUUACCCCUUUAUUAAUUGGUCGAGGAUAAUGCUUGAAGAACUUCCCGAUAUCCUAAGGGAGAAGUAUCCCCAAAUAGACUGGGACUUCAUAAUUAAAGAAUAUAAAUGUGAACAAAAAAUAGAAGAGAUCAAAGCCAUUUUUCCGAAUAUCGAUUGGGAUCACCUGCUUUGCGAAACGAAAAUCGAGCAUCUUCGAAAGAAUAUUCCUUAUCUGAAUUGGGAUGGAAUUGUUGCUGAACGGAGAAUUCGGAAACUUCGUAAGACCUACCCAAAUAUAAAUUUUGAUAAUAUUGUUUGCGAUGCUAUUUGUGAAUCAGAAAUUAAUAAGCUUAAGGCCCAAUAUCCCCAAAUUAACUGGGGGGAAAUAUUAACUGAAGGGCGGAUAAUGUGGCUGCGAGCACGACAUCCUAUGAUUAAUUGGGAAAACAUUGUCUCUGAAGUCCGCAUUGCAAAACUACGAGCAAUCUACCCCGAAAUAAACUGGCAGAACAUCAUCCAGACCUAUAUAUGCGAUAAUGAGAUUGAGGAGAUCAAGAGACGAUUCCACUGUUUGGAUUGGGAGAGCAUUGUCAAGGGAGCAGAUGCUACUUCAAUAAGAAUGGAAGGUUCGGAAGCUGUUCGACGAUUGACCUCAAGUUUUCCUGAUGUUGCCUGGGAAGAGAUAAUAACUGAACAUUUAAGUGACACUUAUAUGUGCAAUUUAAGGAAAGAAUACCCGUAUCUGGAUUGGGAUGCGAUUACAACUGCAAUAUUUCACCCCAACUUGAACAAAUCUGUGAAUUUCACUCGUCCAGAGGUAUACCAGAAGUUUAGAAGCCUCGUUCCACACCUACAGGACCUGUAUCCCUACGUAGAUUGGAGAUAUUUUGUUGAAAAGAAGUACGCCUCGCCUUACAUAAAUUGGGAUUAUAUCUUGAAAGAAGGAGACCUUAAUAUGUACCCUUCUGGAUGUGUAUUGAAAAGUGCUGCAAUCGAUAGGCUCAAUGACAAAUAUCCCUUUGUUAACUGGAAUAUCUUUUCGGAUGUGGGGGUGGAUAGGAUGAUUGAGGAUCAUCCGUACAUUCAUUGGAAUACUAUUCUGGAUUUUGAAGAUAUUUGCAAAGGCGAAAGUGGGCCGACAAUUCCAGAAGAACAGAGACAAGUUGAAGAAAGUCCACGUAAAGUAGAGGAAACGGUAACUGAAAUUGAACAAGAAGAGACCACCGAGAACCAGCAAACAAAUAAAGCGAUUAAAAUGGAGGAUGAAGAAGAAUAUCUGCUGAAGGAAUAUAGAAUGCGCAGAAGCUUGCAGCUUGGCGAUUUAAGCCUUCGUUUGAAUAGAGAUAAUGUUAUUCAAGGAGGCAAACCACGAACCACUAAAAUAACUUCUAAUGAGAUAAAUGAAAUGGCGGGCAAUCGGCAGAACUCAAAUUUUGUCAGCAUUGUUGACCAUGAAUUAAGCAGCCGAAGACUUGAUGAAUCAGAACAAUAA
Rodentolepis nana is the source of this 1923-nucleotide messenger RNA. The record is from the annotation of a GenBank genome assembly. NCBI's taxonomy places the organism in Eukaryota, Metazoa, Platyhelminthes, Cestoda, Cyclophyllidea, Hymenolepididae.